Messenger RNA from Didymosphaeria variabile, 930 nucleotides. RefSeq lists its product as uncharacterized. The transcript has a single exon. Lineage: Eukaryota; Fungi; Ascomycota; Dothideomycetes; Pleosporales; Didymosphaeriaceae. The coding region runs from base 1 to 930 and encodes 309 amino acids. The record is from RefSeq and is a predicted model, not a curated record.
AUGCCCCGAACCAUCUUCGUUGUCGGCUCCAGCUCCGGAAUUGGCCUUGAAAUCGUCCGCCUCUUCUCUUCAAAGGGCUGGAACGUCGUCGCCGCUUCCCGCAAUCCAUCCGCCUCCGAAGAACUUCAAGCCCUGCAAUCUCAGAAUGCCGCGCGACUUCUGCUCGUGGCUCUAGAAUUGACCGACCAAGAUACUUUUGCGCCCGCCCUGGAAGCUGCAAUCAGAACAUACAGCACAAUCGACGUCCUGCUCAACAAUGCCGGCAUCAACUUCCUCGGCGCCUUUGAGCUCCUCUCUCAAGAACAGCUCCGCAAACAACUCGAAGUGAACUUCUUUGGGCCAGCACAGCUCACGCGGCUCGCCAUUCCUUAUCUACGCUCGUCUCCCACCGAAACUAGAGAACAAUCCCUCAUCAUCAGCAUCGGCUCGGGAAGCGGACACUUCGCCAUUCCGCUGUUCUCGUACUACACAGCGAGUAAAUUCGCAUUUGAAGGACUGACCGAGGCACUGCACCAUGAACUUGCGCCACAAGGGAUUGUCGUAAAAAAUGUUGUCCCCGUGGGUGGCAUCAAGGGGACCAAGUUCGGCGCGAACAACCUCCCGGAGGCGGAGCCGCUGCUUGUUUCCAGCCUCAUGGGCCAGCAGCUUGAUUUAAGCGGUGAGGAACCUGACCGGAGGAAGGUUCUAGAGAAGUAUGUAGCGGAGGGUGCGAGGACGAUGGGCAAGACGAUGACGCUUUCUGAUCAAGCCGAGGGGGCGAAGAGCGCAGCGGAUGUUGCGGCGGUCGUCUGGGAGGCGGUUGAGGCUGGGGACGGGAGUUUUAGGUACUUUGUUGGGGCAGAGGGGAAUCCGUUUGUGGAGGCGAGGUAUGGUGGGGCGGUCUGGAAUGAUGAGAAGUACAUGAACAAAACCAGGCAAUUCUUCGCCUAG